GAGUUUUAUUCUUUCAGACUUCUGGAUUCCUCUAGAGAAGCUGAGAAAUACCAAUUUUUCUUCUAUACAUGUCGCUUCUCCUAACUUCUCCAGAAUUUUAUUAUUGUCUCUGCUCAAAGCUUUCACUUGCCGUUGAACAAACGAAGAAUGGAGGAGAACGAGCGCUUGUCGAUGAAGAGGAAAGAUAUUGACAGAGUAAACGAUGACUUCUCUGAUUUUUCCCUCUCUUCUCCCGCCAGGAAGAUUCGUCGUCUGGAUGUGGAUUUGCCACCGAUUAUGGAGGAAGAAGAGAUUGAUUUACCGAUGCAAGAUACGGUCGCGGAAGAAAUCGAGCUUGAGCCGGUUAACGAUGAGAGAGCAAUUGUUCUAUUUAAGCCUCUUCAUUAUCAUCAGCCUUCUUCUGGAAACGUAUUUGUUGAUCGACACUUGAUUUCUGGGUUUAAGAAUAGAUUUCUUCGCGAUGUAUCGAUAGCUGAUGAUAAUCAGUAUGAAGAUGAGAGAUUAAACAAGUGUCAAGCUGUUGUUUGCUGGAAUCCGUCUCAGUCUACUUACUCACAGUCCAUAGGAACCUUCCAACAACCGCGGACACUAGAGAUUACUGAGUUGGAUGAGACAGGUGAGGAUGUGGUAAUGGAUGAUGCAUCCAAUGAGAUAGAAGAGGAUACUGGAAGCACCAGUCUAUCUUUCCCUCAGCAAGGACAGCAGCAAGAGCAAGAGCACACCUAUGGUUUUGGCUUGCAUCCGUGGCAGCAAGCGCAAAACUGUAUGAUUCCGCAGCUUCCUCAAGUCAGUACUACUCCCACUCCCAUCACUUGGUUCCGAUGAUACGGCUUAACCACGGGAAAACUGAAUAGGGAAUGCACGAAGCAGGAUAGUAGAAGGCAGAUUUGUUGUUAGUUUUUGUUUCUGCCUUUUGCGCAGAUUAGAGAUAUGGCAUAGUUUUGUUGUUGUAUGUUUACCAAACUAAUAGCUUCAGCCAUAUCUCCCCUAGGAUGGUUUUGACUUUCGAAUGUUAUCUUUUGGAUGUCGUUAAAAUAUCCUUUGAGAUAAACUACGUUCCAACUUAACAUGCACAUCUACAGUUAAACAGACUCUGAUCUAUUCUUAUCUGCUUUCUUGUGUCAGUCCUCUAGUGGAUUUGUGAGAUAAUGGAAUUUGGUAAUAAUCAAACUUUAGGUUUAAAAACU
Messenger RNA from Arabidopsis thaliana (thale cress), 1187 nucleotides. Its product is annotated as DBH-like monooxygenase. The record is from RefSeq and is marked reviewed. Lineage: Eukaryota; Viridiplantae; Streptophyta; Magnoliopsida; Brassicales; Brassicaceae. Bases 148 to 825 code for a protein of 225 amino acids. The transcript has 3 exons.